UGUUUCCUUUUGAAGAUAGCCACGGAAAGAAGCUAGCAAAUGCUUUACCAGCGUGAGCAGUGUGGGCUCCUUCCUUAAAAGCAAGUUUUCUGGAGUGGAGACUUAGAGAGAGAGAGGAGCCCAAAGAAGAAAGGACGGGGCUAUGGUUUCCUGGCCCCGCUGCUUUGUCUCUGGCUGCUUCUGCCUCUGGAAGAUUAGCCACAGGACACAAAGAUGCCCCGCUGGUCACUGCACGCCCAAGUUCAGUUUAGUUGGUGCUUCUUUCCUUUUUAGCCCGAUCGCUUUCUCCGAGGGAGCAGGACGCGCAGCCCGGCAGCCUUUAGUGUCAGCUGAAGAGGGGGUUGCCUCCUAACUCAUCUCAAGAGCUUGGAGGAGGCGGAAAAGAGGGGGAAAGGGAAGAAGAACUUGGAAGUGUCAAAGGAAAAUUGGUGCCAGUGGAGGCAGCAGAAAGGACAAAGCAAAUUAAUUUGUUGCUUUUUGUGUGUGUGCCAGUUUUUGGAGAUCUUUCAAAAAACCAAAAAACCAAAAAGCCAAACACCCAUCCCCAAGCCCCAACCCCUUGGCUGGCUCUUAUGGGAAUGAAACACUCCUCCCGCUGCCUGCUCCUAAGGAGGAAAAUGGCGGAGAAUGCUACUGAGAACACCGAGGUCUGUAGUGGCCCUUCACAGCCUCCUCAGCCUAUUGUCAUUCCGAAGCCUGUUCAAUCAGUCAUUCAUGUACCUUUGCAACCGAGCUGCCCAGGCCGAGGCAAGAUGGCAAAACUCCUGAAUCCAGAAGAAAUGACAUCCAGGGAUUACUAUUUUGAUUCCUAUGCUCACUUUGGAAUCCACGAGGAAAUGUUAAAGGAUGAGGUGCGCACAUUAACAUAUAGAAACUCCAUGUAUCACAAUAAACAUGUUUUUAAGGAUAAGAUUGUAUUGGAUGUUGGAAGUGGCACAGGAAUCCUCUCAAUGUUUGCUGCCAAGGCAGGAGCCAAGAAGGUGUACGGGAUUGAAUGCUCCAGUAUAUCUGACUACUCAGAAAAAAUUAUCAAGGCGAACCACUUGGACAACAUCAUCACAAUAUUUAAAGGUAAAGUGGAAGAAGUUGAACUGCCUGAGGAUAAAGUAGACAUCAUCAUCAGUGAAUGGAUGGGUUACUGUCUUUUCUAUGAGUCAAUGCUAAACACAGUCAUCUUUGCACGAGACAAGUGGCUGAAACCUGGAGGGCUUAUGUUUCCAGACCGGGCCGCUUUGUACGUGGUAGCAAUUGAAGACAGACAGUACAAGGACUUCAAAAUUCACUGGUGGGAGAAUGUGUAUGGCUUCGACAUGACCUGUAUUAGAGAUGUUGCCAUGAAGGAGCCCCUGGUCGACAUAGUAGAUCCAAAGCAAGUGGUGACCAAUGCGUGUUUAAUUAAGGAAGUGGAUAUUUAUACAGUGAAGACUGAAGAACUGGCAUUUACAUCUGCGUUCUGCCUCCAAAUUCAGCGCAACGAUUACAUUCAUGCCUUGGUCACCUAUUUUAAUAUCGAAUUUACAAAGUGCCACAAGAAAAUGGGAUUUUCAACAGCCCCUGAUGCUCCAUAUACCCACUGGAAGCAAACUGUCUUCUACUUAGAGGACUACCUAACUGUGAGAAGAGGUGAAGAAAUCUAUGGAAGUAUAUCAAUGAAACCAAAUGCAAAAAAUGUGCGUGACCUGGAUUUCACAGUAGACUUGGAUUUUAAAGGACAGCUGUGUGAAACAUCUGUAUCUAAUGACUACAAAAUGCGCUAGCAAAAGUACCUCUUGAGAGACAGAGAGAAGAAUUGCAUCAAAUCUAGAUCCACUGCACUUCAAGCUAGAAACAAUUGUUUGCAGGUCUAUUACAUUAGACCCUAGAAAGUGUACUCUGGUGGAAAGUUGGUAACCUGAUCCUUCCUGUUGGUGCCACAUGGAGAUGGGAUCCUGCUAUGAAUGUACAGUAUACAGAUCCAUAACUUUUGUCAAUUAUAUAGGCAAAAUAAGCAAACAGUCUUCAAUACUCUGGUUAAUUUUAGGAUGGCAGAAGAUGCAUAAUCAAAUUGUACUAUUUACUGUGAAUUUCUGGUUCUUCCAAGCUUUGCAUGCUACAGGCAAUUAGGACGAUUACUUUAAAACAGAAGACCACUGAGACACAUCGUCAUGAUAGCAUUACUGAGAUCAUAGUCAGUAUAAAAUAUAUUAUAAAUCUAAAACUAUGUUGUACAUCAGAAGGAUUCUAUUGCUUCAUAAUAGGAAUUUGUUUUGUGAUUAGUUUUUUCUUCCCAUUAAGCAACAAUAGAAAGUUAGCUGUACUGGCUCUGAUGUUAAUCUAGCUAGGCAGAUGCUCCAGCUGUCAUUCAUUGCCCUCCACUGUAGCUUUGGGGAAUAUUACAUAUUGAUAGUGUGAGCUAGAAGGUAACAGAAAAUCAGCAGCUAUAUUUUAGAGUAUCAGUUAGAAAACUGACAUCUCUAACUUUCAGUAUUGAUUUCUAUCCCAUUCACAGAUUGACAUCUGUCAGUUAUUUAGAAAACAAAUUUAACUUUUCAUCAUUUGGGAACAUUUUGUGAUGAAUUGUUAUUGCUGGAUUUUGCAUGAGACCCUCUUAAAUUUGGCAUACAGUAUUUGAAUGUGAUGAGUGCAAAACUUUUAAAAUGGUAGAUUAGUUAUGCUUUGUUGGCCACGUCACAUCUCAGUUUACCUCUCAGCAACCAUCUUACUAAAAAAUCAUUUUAGUUCUGAAUAAACAGGGGGUUGGUGUUUACUUUUUUGGUGGUGUUGGACAGGACACUUUAAAGUGCAGAUAUUAGUCUCAAAAGUGCAGUGAUUCCCUUUGCUGAAAUGGGAUAAUGUUUAUUUUAAAAAAAUCUGUGGCUUCUGUAUUAUGAAGAUGUCUGUAGCUUUUUUCCCCUUCCACUUAUUAUUUUACUUUAAAUAUAUUCAGCUUAUAGUUAAAAUAUUAACUGUUUAUAUUCCUUGAGAUGUAUGUAUCUUUUUUAUUAUAUAUAAAUAUUGGGCAUUUACUCACAUGUAAUUUAUUAAAUUGUUGCCUCAUCGUCUUCAUCUGUAUGUCUUCCAGCCACCAAAGGUAUUAGGCACAAAAAAAGGUGUUCUUGUCAUGUACUGGAUAAAAUUGACUAGCUUUCUGUCUGAGAAUUUCUUUAUCAGCUGCAAAUGAAACAGGCUAGAAGUUGUGAAAAGCCAACAGUGCUGAAGGUGUAAACUUGUCCGUAAGCUUUUCUUAGGUUCCUGUUUUGUCAGUGUAACGACUGUCUGCUUUUAACCUUUUAGACAUGUUUCUAUUGUUUUUCACUUCAUCUGAGAAAUG
Mauremys mutica (yellowpond turtle) is the source of this 3310-nucleotide messenger RNA. It is a transcript of the gene PRMT8, whose product is annotated as protein arginine methyltransferase 8. Gene Ontology annotation, molecular function: protein-arginine N-methyltransferase activity. Gene Ontology annotation, cellular component: plasma membrane. The transcript has 10 exons. The coding region runs from base 573 to 1757 and encodes 394 amino acids. Gene Ontology annotation, biological process: peptidyl-arginine methylation. The record is from RefSeq and is a predicted model, not a curated record. NCBI's taxonomy places the organism in Eukaryota, Metazoa, Chordata, Testudines, Geoemydidae.